Molecule: messenger RNA, 174 nt
Organism: Pochonia chlamydosporia 170
Lineage: Eukaryota; Fungi; Ascomycota; Sordariomycetes; Hypocreales; Clavicipitaceae
Exons: 1
Coding region: 1-174 (57 amino acids)
Source: RefSeq, a predicted model, not a curated record
AUGGCUACAAUUGAACUUGUACCAGACAAUAUUGCGGAGUUGUGGAUGGGAUGGCAACAUGGGAUGGGAUGGAGUCGCGGAUCACGAUGCGGGGGAAGCUGGCGCUGGUUUGAAAAAGCUGGGGAAGGGAUACUAGAGUUGUGGAAGUUGAAGAUGGGCACAUGGGCGGUUUGA